AUGGAUAUUCAAGUUUGUAAUGUUUUUGAAACGCGUCAAGGUAAACGGUGUAUACAUGUAGAUAAUUUUAAAUAUAGCGAAUAUUGAACUUUAAAAUCUUGAGGUACAAAUUUUAGAGAUACAAAUAAAAAUAUUCCCCGAGUGUUUUAAUCAAUAAAUCAAAUCAAAUUUUAAAAAUGACAAACACGCGUAAUCACUGCGAGUGUGAUAAGCAAACAAUGAUUAGAGAAAUAGUAAGAAGCAAUUUAAAACGUAGAACCGAAAACAAUUUACACAUUAAAUCAUAUAAACUAAUACGAAGAGAAUUGCAAAAUACUGAAAACUUUGAAAAUUUGCAACAUAACAAUAUGAAAUUAAUGCGAAGAUCCAUGUAUGAAAGCCGAAAAAAAUAUUUUCCAAAUCUUUAGAAGAUGCUAGAAAACAAUUAAUUGAUGUUCAACAUAAUCUUAUUUAUAAAGGUAAUAAGUUUUGUUUUGCUAAUAACGAUGAAAAUCUUUUUAUAUUUACAUGUAAACAUUUUUUAAAAUUGCUAAAAUGUGCAGAACACGUUUUUGGAAACGGGACUUUUUCUUACGCUUUUGUUCAAAAUUAUGCUAUCCACGUAUAUAUAAACAAUUUCCAUGUUCCUGUGACUUUUUUUUUUAAUAAUAAACAUAUUGAUACUUACAUUAAUACGUGGUAAACAUUACAAAAUAUAUGUAUUAAAAUUACUUGUAAUAGAAUAAAUGUCAGCAAUUUUCAUGCUGACUUUGAAAAAGCAGCGAUUAAUGCAGUAAUGCACAUUAUUCCUCUGGUUGCGAAAUUGGAUGUUGUAAUUUCCAUUUAGGACAAAAUUGGUUUAAAAACAUUCAACUCAAAAUAUUAUUAAGUGGAUACAAAAACAAUGAUUCUGAAAUUGGUCAAUGGAUGAACAGUUUUCAUGGACUGAGUUAUUUGCCUCCUGAAGAAGUUUCAGAUGAAUUUUGUGAACUUAUGUCGAUAUCACCUAGUAUAAAGUCUAGUACUACUUUUAAGUUUUCCGAUUAUAUUUUAGAAAAUUACAUUGAUUUGGACAGCAAUUUUCCUCCGAAAUUAUGGGACUGUGAACCUAUUAAUAAUCCCAAAACUACUAAUGGUGCAGACCCUACCUACUAUUACUGCUUAUUAAUAGACAAUAGUAUACUUAAUUAA
This is a messenger RNA of Cinara cedri, 1170 nucleotides long. Lineage: Eukaryota; Metazoa; Arthropoda; Insecta; Hemiptera; Aphididae. The record is from the annotation of a GenBank genome assembly.